CGGGUGCGGCAGCCCUAGGUGAGCCGAAUCUCUGUUCCCGCCGGCGGCGACGCCGGAGCGCCUACUCCCUCCAGCAGGUAACCGGCCCCGGUCGCGUGGCGCCGCCUCCGCGCAGUGUCAGGCGGGGGCGAGAACCGCGCGUGGAGACCCGGGGGACCCAGUGGCGGAGGGAGCCGGGGGCUCAGAUUAAUAUUAAAUUAGGAGUUUGUGUCUUUUGCUGGAUAUUGGAGACUGAAUGUAAUGGCAACAGAAUUUAUAAAGAGUUGCUGUAGAGGAUGUUUCUAUGGUGACCCUGAAAAGCAUAACUUAUCUGUGGAAAGAGACUUUAAAGCAGCAGUAUCAAAUAGUCAUGAUACUACUAUCUGUAUACCUCCAUUGACUUCUGUUUCUGUAAAGCCUCAAGUUGGCUGUACUGAGGAUUAUUUACUUUCAAAAUUACCAUCUGAUGGCAAAGAAGUACCAUUUGUGGUGCCCAAGUUUAAGUUAGCUUAUAUUCAGCCCAGGACACAAGGAACUCCUUCCCAUCUGGAAGAACUUGAAGGAUCUGCCAGAGCAUCUUUUGUAGAUCGAAAGGUAGAACUUUCCAGUUCAUCCCAGCAUGGACCCAGCUAUGAUGUAUAUAACCCAUUCUAUAUGUAUCAGCACGUGUCACCUGAUUUGAGUCGGCGCUUUCCUCCUCAUUCAGAAGCAGCAAGACUGUAUGGAUCGGUUUGUGAUUUAAGGACCAACAGACUUCCCAGUUCCCCUGGACUAAGCAAGUCUAUGUUUGAUCUUACAAGUUCAUCUCAGCGGUUCAUCCAGAGACAUGAUUCAUUGUCCAGUGUGCCCAGUAGUUCUUCUUCAAGAAAAAAUUCUCAGGGGAGUAACAGAAGCCUGGAUACAAUUACUCUAUCAGGAGAUGAAAGAGAUUUGGGGAGAUUAAACGUGAAAGUGUUUUAUAAUUCUUCAGUAGAGCAGAUCUGGAUCACAAUUUUACAGUGCAGAGAUCUAAGUUGGCCUUCUAGUUAUGGAGAUACUCCUACUGUUUCUAUAAAAGGAAUACUAACAUUGCCCAAACCAGUGCAUUUCAAAUCUUCAGUCAAGGAAGGCUCUAGUACUAUUGAAUUUAUGGAGACUUUCGUAUUUGCUAUUAAACUCCAAAAUCUACAAACUGUACGACUUGUGUUUAAGAUUCAAACUCAGACUCCCAGGAAGAAAACUAUUGGAGAAUGCUCGCUAUCACUCAGAACUCUUAGCACACAGGAAAUGGAUUACUCUCUGGAUAUAUCACCACCUUCAAAAAUUUCUGUUUGCCAUGCAGAACUUGAAUUGGGGACUUGUUUUCAAGCGGUAAAUAGCAGAAUUCAGUUACAAAUUCUUGAGGCACAAUACCUUCCAAGCUCAUCAACACCCCUGACUUUGAGUUUUUUUGUGAAGGUGGCAAUGUUUAGCUCGGGAGAGUUGAUUUAUAAGAAGAAGACACGCUUACUGAAAGCCUCCAGUGGAAGAGUAAAGUGGGGAGAGACUAUGAUUUUUCCACUUAUACAGAAUGAAAAAGAAAUUAUUUUUCUCGUUAAGCUUUACAGCCGAAGCUCUGUAGGAAGAAGACACUUUGUGGGGCAGAUUUGGAUAAGUGAAGACAGCAAUAACAUUGAAGCAGUGAACCAGUGGAAAGAGACAAUUACAAAUCCAGAAAAGGUUGUCAUCAAGUGGCACAGAUUAAAUCCAUCUUGAAGACUUUGCACAUUCAAUUGGUGAUGAACUUGACAUUCUUUUAGAAGACUUACAAUUUCAGUUUGCUGCCAACUGAGAAGAGACAAAUCAGUACAUUUGUCAAUUUAUUUAUGGAGGCCAUACCUACAGUAUAUAAUGAAUCUAUAUAGAAAACUAAACUUGAUUUUAAAAAAUGGGAUGAAUUAUAGCAGAUAGCCAAAAUAAUGGAAACGUUUUAAAGCCGUAGCAAAAUAGACAAUAAGAAAGAUGGAUAAUAUUACUAGGGCAACUAAAUGAAUUAUAAAAUCAAAGAGAAUAUCCACUGUAGAUAGUUACUACCAUGUUAUGUUUGUGGGUUUUGUUUUUUUUUUUAAAGCUUUGCCUAGAUAUCUCAAAAGCCAGUGUGUGCAGUCUCCGUUAGAAAUUUAGAAGGCUUUACCACUGCUUCAGUGCUAGUUAUUGUUGAUUAGGUCCUAACUCCACUGUUAACCCUCUUCAUACGUAUUUUCCCUCAGAAAGCAAAAACGAAUUGAACCACUUCAACUUUUCUGUGUUUGGGAAAUGUUUGUGCCCCGCGUUUAUCAUUUCUUACCCGUAGGGUAUCACAUUGGCCCUUUGUAACUAUUGAUCUCCAAGAAACUUCAGGUAUAGAAAAAUACAUUUUGGCACGAAUAAAUGAAAACAUCAGAAGGUUGAAGUUUAAUUGGAAAAACCUGGUUUACACACAUUUUGCUGUGUUUUCCUCCUUCAUGUCCUUUUUUGUUUCAACUGGAGUUGAAAUGAGAUCAUCAUCCAGAGGGCUCAUCCUAAUUAGCAGAAAUGAGUGAGCUUAAAUAGCAAAUUCAAUGCUUUAUGAUAAACACUUCCUUGUUUUUAGUUUUUAAAAUACAAAUUACUUGACCUGUAAUUCACAUCAUUAUGAUAUUUCCCCAUAUUUUUACAAUAAUCAUAUAAGCAAACAUUAUGUAGCAGAUAUUUUCUGUUGCAGUUUCUCUAAGGUACUCACUGUAACUCAGUAUGCAGGGAUAACUUCCGUGUAGUUGGUGAUACAAGCUCUGGCCAUGAAGCAGAAUUGUUUGGAGAAACAAAUAACACCUUCCCGAGCUUGGAAAAUACGACUUUGUUUUUGCCGAUAGGAAGCCUAAGUGCUUUUAUAUUCCAUUUUUCUUUCUCUUUUACCUUGUCCCACACGUGCCAAGAGAUAAAUGGUGAUAAUUGUAAACCGGAAGUAUACUUUGCUGUAAUGUAAGCAUGCCUUUCUCAUUCUAAUUAUUAUGCUCUGUGUAUCUCAUUGUGAUUUCCCCAAAUCAACACUAAUUCCCCUUUUCCUACAACCUCCUCAAGCUACAAAAUGUGCAUACUUUACAUGUCUUUUGCUUAUGCUGCCCAGAGUUUAUGGUGUACAGGUGAUGUUGACAGGUACUCUCUGGCACUGCAUUUUGAAGUAAUUUUUUUUUUUGAUUGUGAAAAAUGGCAUAUUGGUGAGUACUCACGUGGACUUUUAAGAGAAAUUACCUUGUGUGGUAUUUUUUGAAUCUUUGAGGCAAACUAUUCAAAAGAAUUUUUAAAAACUAGACUAUUGUAAGGAGCAAUUUUAGAUCCAUAACAAAAUUGAGAGGAAGGCACAGAGUUCCUAUAUACCCGCUACCCCACAUUUGCACAGUCUCUCUACUCUCAACAUCUUGGACUAUAGUGGUAUGUUUGUUGAAAUCAGUGCACCUUCAUUGAUACAUCAUCACACAAAGUCCGUAGUUUAUAUUAGGGUUCACUCUUGAUGUUAUACAGUCUAUGAGUUUUGACAAAUACAUGAAUGAUGUAUAUCUACCACACUUGUAUCAUCCAGAGUAGUUUCCCUGCCUUAAAAAUCCUCUGCAAAUAAAACCAUUUUAAAAGCUA
Molecule: messenger RNA, 3588 nt
Organism: Phacochoerus africanus (Common warthog)
Lineage: Eukaryota; Metazoa; Chordata; Mammalia; Artiodactyla; Suidae
Gene: TC2N
Product: tandem C2 domains, nuclear
Exons: 12
Coding region: 241-1713 (490 amino acids)
Cellular component (GO): nucleus
Source: RefSeq, a predicted model, not a curated record